Pochonia chlamydosporia 170 is the source of this 1440-nucleotide messenger RNA. RefSeq names its product cell cycle protein kinase. Lineage: Eukaryota; Fungi; Ascomycota; Sordariomycetes; Hypocreales; Clavicipitaceae. The transcript has 2 exons. Gene Ontology annotation, cellular component: nucleus. Gene Ontology annotation, biological process: mitotic DNA damage checkpoint signaling; protein phosphorylation. Bases 1 to 1440 code for a protein of 479 amino acids. The record is from RefSeq and is a predicted model, not a curated record. Gene Ontology annotation, molecular function: protein serine/threonine kinase activity; ATP binding.
AUGGCUGCUACAGUCGUUCGUCGGAGGGUCGAGGAACCCUUUGAUAUCCAUGAAGAUGCGCGCACAGAAGAGACCGAGAUGAUGGUUGAAGAUGAUGUCGACCAUCUCGCCAAUGAUGCUGCCAUAGCUGCAGCGACUGACGAGGUAAUGGAGGAGGAAGUCGAAGAUGAAGAAGACGAGGAGGAGGACAGCUCAGAAGACGAACAAGUCGAAACCAGCGUACAAGCUGAUAUGGAUAAGCUGGGAGAUGACUUUCCUGGCUUUCGUGGAAAGUAUCGCCUUAUUAAGAGGAUUGGCGAAGGAACCUUUUCUACUGUCUAUAAAGCAGAAGAUUCCCAAUACGACAGAUUUGACAACAGUUGGGACUUUGACGAUGACUCGUCAAAAUGGACACCACCACCUCUCAAGAGACACGCCAGCCAUGCAUCUUCCGAGCGUUCCCAACGGCGGCGCUCGCGAUACGUUGCCAUAAAGAAGAUUUACGUCACCUCAAGUCCAGCUCGUAUCCUGAACGAGCUCGAGCUGCUCCAUGAUUUGCGACAAUGCCCCUCUGUCUGUCCUCUAAUCACAGCUUUCCGAAACACUGACCAAGUGGUUGCUAUUCUGCCAUAUUUCCGACACGGGGACUUCAGGGCAUACUUCAGAGAUAUGACCAUCCCGGAUAUCGCUAUUUACCUGCGAUCCCUAUUUACCGCUUUAAAAAGCGUACACGAACACAAAAUUUUGCACCGAGACAUUAAGCCAACCAACUUCCUCUACGACCCUGCUACCCAACACGGCGUCCUAGUCGAUUUUGGACUAGCAGAACGGGAGGGAUCCGAUUGCAAACCAUGCCUCUGCCACGAGCAUCGCGAAAUGCGCAAGCAUCGCCAAGCCAACUCUGUCUGGGCUCAGACUGCAACCACAUCACAGCCAGGGUAUCCCAAGUCAGACACGAGAUUGUCAAAACGCGCCAAUCGCGCGGGCACAAGGGGAUUUCGCGCUCCUGAAGUCUUGUUCAAAUGCACCGAGCAAACUACCUCAAUUGACAUUUGGUCUGCUGGUGUUAUUCUUCUCACUAUUCUCUCCAAACGCUUUCCGUUCUUUAACUCGGCAGAUGAUGUUGAGGCCAUGAUUGAAAUAGCAACCAUUUUUGGCUCUAAGCGUAUGAAAGCCGCCGGCCUACUACACGGGUGCGUUUUUGAAACCAACAUCCCUACAGUAGGCCAGCAAGGCUUUACAAUGGAAAAGAUCAUUCUCUGGAGUACCUGUCGCACAGAUGACAAGCCGCUGACCCCUGACGAGAAACUGGCUGUGCGAUUCUUGGAGCGUUGUAUGGAAUUGGAUCCUUCUAGACGCAUUACAGCCGAGCAGGCGCUGGAGCACGAGUUUUUGAGUAUUGACCAGCCUCAAAGCCAGGGACACGGCGAUGAUGACGAGGUCGAUAUGCUUGCGGCAUAA